Synchiropus splendidus (mandarinfish) is the source of this 565-nucleotide messenger RNA. It is a transcript of the gene mplkip, whose product is annotated as M-phase specific PLK1 interacting protein. The transcript has 2 exons. Lineage: Eukaryota; Metazoa; Chordata; Actinopteri; Syngnathiformes; Callionymidae. The coding region runs from base 57 to 464 and encodes 135 amino acids. The record is from RefSeq and is a predicted model, not a curated record.
UUGAACAUCUUCCCGACUGGAACAGCUGUGUUGUUAUCUCCGAACCUCUGGUCCAGAUGUACCGUACUCCGCACCGAGGUCAUCGCAGCCCGGGACCUCCCCGGCCUCCCGGCAGCUUCCCGUCCCCUGGCUCGGGCUGGAACCGUUCUCCGUACGGACAUUCACCGCGGGGAGCCCCGUAUUACUCCCCCGGUCCCCCCGGUUACAUGUACGGCUCUCCGAGCGGCGGCUACAACGAGCGGCACAGGGACCUUGGGGGAAACAGACGCCGCAGUGGAGACUCAUGGCGGCGGCCUGCGUCCUCGCAUUACGUCCAGAGUCACUCGUCAGAUUCAGUGGAGAAGUACUUCAGUCCAGCGAUGCUUCAGGACCCCUGGGAGGCGCUCCAGGACGCCGCGGCCCCUCGACACCCAACACCGCCGGACUCCAGUGUCAACCAGGCAGCAGACGUUCCAGCGUCGUAGUUUUCUGUUCUCUGUGUGUAAAGAACGAAAAGAAAGUGAAUGUUUCGCAUAACUGUGACACAAAUGUUUUUUUAUUUUAUAUUGUGGUGUUUGUACAUAAA